This is a messenger RNA of Aspergillus brunneoviolaceus CBS 621.78, 474 nucleotides long. RefSeq lists its product as uncharacterized. The transcript is spliced from 2 exons. The record is from RefSeq and is a predicted model, not a curated record. NCBI's taxonomy places the organism in Eukaryota, Fungi, Ascomycota, Eurotiomycetes, Eurotiales, Aspergillaceae. The coding region runs from base 1 to 474 and encodes 157 amino acids.
AUGAAUCUCACCCCCACCGUCGUCGUCGUCGCCGCCACAGCGCCAUCCCUCCACUCCCCCCGCGCCGCUACGUACGUGCGGGGCAAUCUGGUUUUGCAACUGACGAUGACAAAUAUCGUCGCGGCCCCCGCGCCGGCUUCCCGCAAGCGGGCCAACGAUGAGGAGUGGGGUGCCUCCCUCUUUGUCGAGUUGCCUCCCGCGGCCUGGUUUUCAGGUCAUUCGGAGGCGACACCCGCCGUGGUGCUCGUCCUCCCACCCUGGACAGGUUCGCAGCCCCUGUCGGGUCGCGAGCGGGCCUGGAUCCGCGAGCCCAUUGUGCGAUCUGUGCCGUACAUUGGGUGGUCGGACCCCAGGCAGCUGGCUGUCCGGGCCCAACUCCGCGAGGGCAUCCUCGUGACUCGAGCUGGCCGGCAGCCGCCGCCAAAUACAUCCAGUGGAGAGUAUUUCACCAAACGAAGACACCGUCACGUCUAG